Messenger RNA from Rotaria sp. Silwood1, 1239 nucleotides. Lineage: Eukaryota; Metazoa; Rotifera; Eurotatoria; Philodinida; Philodinidae. The record is from the annotation of a GenBank genome assembly.
AUGGUAGGCAUCGGUGCAAGAAAUAAACAUAUUCUCGAUGCAAAAUAUAUUUGUCCUGUGUGUUCAUUGAUACUACGAGAUCCGGUACAACUGACUGGAUGUGGUCAUCGAUAUUGUCAAACAUGUUUCAAUGCUGAACAAUCAGCGACAAUAAAAUGUCGACAAUGUCAAUCAGAAACAUUACGAAGCGAUGAACAUCUCGAUCAGUCUCAUUCAAAUGUCAUAUGUGAAUAUUGUGGCGAACAGUUCAAUUCAGUUAACAAAUUCAAUGAACAUAAAGUCUUCAAAUGUCAACAACUGAUUGUUGACUGUAUAUUGAAAGAUUUUGGUUGUAAGGAACAAAUUAUUCGUGCUGAAAUGAAAGAUCAUUAUUUGACUGAACAACAUCAACAUGCCCUACUCAAAGUUGUUCGUCACAUGUUAUCACAAUUGAACAAUAGACAAAUGGAUACUGAUCUUCCUCGAACAACAACUGCAGUAGCUUGUAAUCCUGCUAUAGCUCAAUUAGAAGAGCUUUAUGAAAUGCUCAAUAUUUUGGUAGGUGGUAUCGAGACAUUGACCAAUGAUGAACAACGUCUAGCCAAUGAGUCACUUCAAAUGCAAAUGACACUUCCAACAUUGACAGAAGAAUUAUCGAAAGUUAAAUUAUCCAUCGAAGAAUCAAAUGCUUUUUUCGAGGGAAUCAAAUUUGAUGCACAAUCUGAAAGACAAACAUCAAUUUAUUCGCCACCAUUUUAUUCAUCUCCAAAUGGUUAUAAAAUGAGAGCUCGUCUUUAUUUAAAUGGUGAUGGAAAUGCUCGUCGUACAUAUAUGUCACUCUUUUUUGUGCUUAUGCGAAGUUUGAAUGAUCCAAUUCUCAAAUUUCCAUUCAACUAUAAAGUCACAUUUUGUUUGUACGAUCAAACGCCUGCACAAAGACAUAUUAUAGAUUCAUUUCGACCAGACAUUAAAUCAAGUAGUUUCCAACGACCUCGAUCUGAUAUGAAUAUAGCUAGUGGAAUACCGAAAUUUUUCCCAUUGGAAACGAUUCAACAGGAAGGAAACCCCUAUGUACGAGACGACACAAUGUUUAUCAAAAUUAUGAUUGAUUUUGAAGAACUGCCAAAAACAUUAUUGCCCUACGCUUUGAGUCUUAAUCCGGGUCUACCAACGCAUAUUCAAAAAGCAAUGAUCAAGCAAGAAGCUGAACGAAGAACACAAUUACGAUCUAACGAGCAAUUGCAGAUACCCGAAGGUUGA